AAAGCCUGUCAUAGGCACCACUAAAACCGCGCAGUGUUAGUGACUCAACCUCCUCCAUUGGCACUUACCCCUUUUUAUCAACUUGUUUCUUUCAUUCUAUCCGCCUCCGCAUCGACUUCAAGACCGAAUCUAGUCACUUACGCUGAAGGCCAGACAUACACUUUCAUCCAAACCAACCAUCAGUGCCCACAAAACAACACCACACACCUAGUAGAGAAGAAUCUAUCGAGCUGGACCAAACACAAUGAAAAUACUACUUCCCGCCUUGGCUACCUUAUUCCAUGUUCACGCCUUCCCCCACUCACAGAAGCAAAUAUUCGCGUCAAACACCACCUGGCAGAUAUCUCUAUAUCAAAACCGGCAAUGCACCGGCGAAGAAACAUCUUUCUCUGGAAACGGAACAUUGUCCUGCCACGAUUCAAUCCUCAACGGCGGUUCCUUGGGCUACAUAACAACGACAAUGGCAAAUGGCUUGAAUUGUUCCGUGCGGGUGUUCAAAGAUAUAACAUGCAGUCAGACCAUUGAUGUUACGGGCUCAGGGAUCUGUCAGACUCCGGUUCUGCAGGAGGACGUGCUGAUUCGGGGGAUUUCUAUUUCCUGUUAGCGUUGACACAUCUUGACUGGGUCAAGGCUUGAGGGUCUUGUCAAUAU
This is a messenger RNA of Aspergillus costaricaensis CBS 115574, 651 nucleotides long. RefSeq lists its product as uncharacterized. Lineage: Eukaryota; Fungi; Ascomycota; Eurotiomycetes; Eurotiales; Aspergillaceae. The transcript has a single exon. The record is from RefSeq and is a predicted model, not a curated record. Bases 245 to 604 code for a protein of 119 amino acids.